Molecule: messenger RNA, 1224 nt
Organism: Cicer arietinum (chickpea)
Lineage: Eukaryota; Viridiplantae; Streptophyta; Magnoliopsida; Fabales; Fabaceae
Source: RefSeq, a predicted model, not a curated record
UUGGGCGGUUAAAAAACAUGACCAGGCCCAUACUUCUUUUUGCUUAUUAAAGAGGACUAGUCUCUUUAGUUAGGUUUAUGUGAAUUUGAAUAAUUGCGAUUCCUUCGAUCCUUCUUGCCCAAUGUCCAUGGAUUCACUCUUGCUCCCCGUCACCCAACCACCCCCGGAAAUCUCCGAUGAAAAACAGCUGAAAUCGGUACCGGAUAAGCUAUCGGAACUGGUACUGGAACCAUAUAUUGCAUCGGAUACGGAAUCCGAAUAUGAAUCCGAAUCCGAAUCGGAAUCGGAGUCGGAAGUGGUACCGGAACAGGAACAAGAACUGUUACCGGAACAGGAUCCAGAACUGGUAGCGGAACAGGAACCGGAAUCUGAAUCGGAACCGGAAUUGGACCCGAGAGCGGAUUGGGAGUUAAUACCAAUUGAAAAACUGACGGUGAAUGAUUUGGCUAGCCGUUACGAAGAUGACCCUUCUCUUUUUUCUUUUGGAUGUCCGCAAUUUGUGUAUAAGAAUAAAGCUUUUCUUAAAAGAGAGGAGGACAUAAAAAAAGCCAGGGCUGAGUAUUAUAAGCUCGCUCGUGGCGUAUCUCCCUUCGAUGCUAUUCCUAUUCCACCCUUAGCAUUUGCUGAUCGUUGUGGCUGUAACUUACCCUCUCCCGUUGAAUUAACAGAACAACGUCGCCACCUUCUUACUCACCUCUCCAAUCUUGCUCUGGAAAUGUUUAAUGCUAAGAAUCAGGGUUCAAAUUUCGUGUUUGAUGAACUUGUCAAGGCAGCCUAUAGUGCAUUUCCCCCUACUUAUUACAUUACCUUUAAAGCAAACGAUGCUGACCAUCCUCAACCUUCCGACAGCCCUGCAACAACUUUCCAGGCCCAACUCUGGAACAUGGUGGCUAGAAAGGGUCCGUAUAUGGUCAAGUCCUGUUCCAUUAAAACCUAACACCCGCACCAUGGUAUGGUAGUCCGAGGGACACAUCUUAGAUGUGCUAAAGGAGGCCAUCACCUUCCAAAAAAAUUUCUUCAGAAAAAAAAAAUAGUUAUACCUAAAAUAAUAUUUAUCUAUAUGGUAUAUAUAACCAAUGUCUCACUAAUAAUAUCAAAUUGUGGAGUAGUUUAGUGGUAAAUAAGGCUUUUAUAAGCCGUAUGUCCUUGGUUCAAGUUUCUAUGAUAAUGAUUUUGGACAUCAAAAUUAAAUAUAUAAAAUUAUUUAAAAAUAUUUUGUUUUUC